This is a messenger RNA of Austrofundulus limnaeus, 1578 nucleotides long. RefSeq names its product disks large homolog 1. Gene Ontology annotation, cellular component: neuromuscular junction; neuron projection; basolateral plasma membrane. Gene Ontology annotation, biological process: cell-cell adhesion; receptor clustering; embryo development. Lineage: Eukaryota; Metazoa; Chordata; Actinopteri; Cyprinodontiformes; Rivulidae. Gene Ontology annotation, molecular function: protein kinase binding; ionotropic glutamate receptor binding. The record is from RefSeq and is a predicted model, not a curated record.
GGUGGAGAAGAAGGAGCGAGCUCGGUUAAAGACGGUGAAGUUUAACUCCAAGUCUCGAGAGCGAGGGUCCGUCAAUGACAAGCGUAAAAAGAACCUCUUUACCCGAAAGUUUCCCUUCUACAAGAGCAAAGAGCCGAGCGAGCAGGAGACCAGCGACCUGGACCAACACGUGACGUCUAACGCCAGCGAUAGUGAGAGUAGCUACCGUGGGCAGGAGGAGUACGUUCUGUCGUAUGAACCCGUCGUUCAGCAGGAAGUGAACUACACUCGACCCGUCAUCAUCCUGGGCCCGAUGAAGGACCGGAUCAAUGACGACCUGAUCUCAGAGUUCCCAGAUAAAUUUGGCUCCUGUGUCCCACAUACAACCCGACCCAAGCGGGACUACGAGGUGGACGGCAGAGACUAUCACUUCGUGGUGUCCAGGGAGCAGAUGGAGAAGGACAUCCAGGAACACAAGUUCAUCGAGGCGGGCCAGUACAACAACCACCUGUACGGAACCAGCGUGCACUCAGUCCGCCAGGUGGCUGAGAAGGGUAAACACUGCAUCCUGGACGUUUCAGGAAACGCCAUCAAGCGGCUCCAGCUGGCUCAGCUUCAUCCUGUUGCGAUCUUCAUCAAACCUAAAUCUGUGGAGAACAUCAUGGAAAUGAACAAACGUCUGACGGAGGAGCAGGGCAGGAAAACCUUCGACAGAGCUGCCAAACUGGAGCAGGAGUUCACCGAACAUUUCACAGCCAUCUUGCAGGGCGACACCCUGGAGGAGAUCUACGAUCAGGUGAAGCAGAUCAUCGAGGAGCAGUCGGGUCCGUUCAUCUGGGUUCUGUCCAAGGAGAAGUUAUGAGAUGUUCCGUCUUCAUCACUCCUCUUCUUCACGCUGACUUUAGUUUUAUUUUGAAAAGAAGAGUCGACCUGCAGACUGCAGCCUCUCCCCUCCACCCCCCUCAGAGAUCAGCAGACAUGUUUCACCUGACUGGGACUCCUGAGUAUAGCACACAGGAAGUGACAGGAAGUGACAUCACACUCAGCACGGUACGCUCCUUAAUGUUUAAGGAAGGAGAAUUUCACAGGAAGAGAAGAAAAGUUCACGGAACGUACGAAGCAGUUUUUAUCCUGUUUUUUUUUUUUUUUUUUGUGGGUUUUUUCCCCUUCUUUUGUCUUGUAAGGUAACUGGGUGGGCGGAGCCUCAGUCUGAGGCAGAGGUAAGGUAACCAAGUGGGCGGAGCCUCAGUCUCAGGCAGCAUUUUAUUGGAUGUGAGGAGGAAGAGACACAAAAAGCAAAACUUUGCACGUUUGAGCUUUAACAGCAUGUCAGUUAAACAGUUUAUUUCCCAUCAGCCCUUUCACCUCAGCGUCUGACGGCUUCUUCCUUUUCUGUAUUUUUACCUUCUUUAUUUUAUCCUUGCUGCUGCAGGACGUUCGUCUGGACGCUGCAGGGUCUCUGCUGCUGGAGGCGCCCAGGACUUUACCCAAAUAUUUAAAUAAACUCAUUCAGUUUUAAAAUUAAAUCUCAAAUCUUUAGGUCAGAUUUUAUUUAUAAAAUAAACCUUUUUCUAUUCAGGAAUCAGAUUAUAUAAAGUU